Symbiodinium sp. CCMP2592 is the source of this 2019-nucleotide messenger RNA. The record is from the annotation of a GenBank genome assembly. Lineage: Eukaryota; Dinophyceae; Suessiales; Symbiodiniaceae.
AUGACAUGGCAAGCUUGGACCGUCCUGGCAAUGAUACUGGUGACCUUGGUCCUGCUGUUCCUGGAAGUCGGUUCUCCUGAGCAGAUCAUGCUCGGGGCCUUGGUGGUCCUCUGGAACAUGGGAAUUGUCUCGACAGCAGAUGCCCUCGAUGGCUUCUCAAACACAGGGCUCAUUUCUAUCGGUGCUCUCUUCAUUGUGAUGCAGGCAGUCGAUAAAUCCAGGGUGGUGGACUAUGCUGCACGUCGAAUCUUAGGGGCACAGAUUUCAGACAGAGUGGUGUUGCUGCGCAUUUGCUUCCUAGUCUUCUCGUUGUCUGGGUUCUGCAACAACACGCCCUUGGUUGUCCUUUUCAUGCCGAUUGUCCGUGACUGGGCACGAACACAUCAGCGGGCACCGUCUACCUUUCUGAUUCCCCUGAGUUACUCGGCAAUCAUGGGGGGCAUGCUGACAACUAUCGGAACCAGUACGAACUUGUUGGUCAACGGGCUGCUUGAGAAGCAAGGCUAUAAGCCUUUCGGCUUCUUCGAGCCAGGAAUCGUGGCUCUGCCUAUGGGAAUCUUGAGCUUCACUUUGAUCAUCCUUCUUGGCCCGCUUGUUCUCCCCGACAACAAAGGAGGCCUGUUUCGAGAAGUGCGAGAGCAUGGCGACAACUUAGUCACUGCCCUGGAUAUCGCCGAGGACUCGCCAUGGGUGGGUCGGCCGGCUGUUGAUGUUCUCAUUUCCAUGGGCUUGCCACCGAGCAGCUUGUUGAAGAUCCGACGUCGGAUGCCCAACGACAAAGCACCCUCCCCGCUGCAUUUGACUGUGGGCUCCGCGCAACCUCGCGAGUUGAUUCUGCACCCAAGCGAAGGAUCCACCACUGAUGAACUUGAGCAGAGCUUCCAAGUUCGCUUCCUUAAUUUGGACAUUGAAGCCACAUGUGAGGGAGAUCCAGACAUCAUGGAGGUGCAGCCUGUGCGGAAUACUGAGACAGCACAGGGAGGCGACCUGCUCCUCCUGUCCUUGCCUCGAGACAGGGUGGUGGAGGUGAUGUCUAAACAAGAACCUGGAAUACGUGUUCGCAGCAUGCAUGCAAGCCAAGCUGCAUCUGGACAGUCUGAGUUCGUGGAGCUGGUUCUCAGUGCCAGUUCACCUUUGCUCGGCCAGCCGAUCUACAACGCAGCUCAAAUCGUCAGCGAUGCCUACAAUGCUGGCUUGAUCGCUGUUCGAUCACGAUACUGGGGAACCAGCUUCGCCACCAGUGAGAAGCCCCCUGACAUGAUCACAGAGAGCCCUUUCCGCAGACAGACUUCUGCUGCCAACGCUACUUUCGUCGCAGGCGAUGUGAUCCUUGUUCUGGGUGCUACGGGAAACUCGUAUCCCAACUCACAUUUCCUGCUUGUCACAAGGCUGGGCUCCUUGCCUAAGCCCAUGUCUUGGUAUGACUUGAUCCCACUUGUGGUCUUUGUCCCGGCACUGGUGCUGACUUCCCUGGACAUUAUCAGUAUGGUGCAGCUUUCUGUCACCCUCUCCUGCAUCUUCAUCCUCGGAGGCUGGAUCAAAGCCGGUGACAUCCGCACCAUCGUCGAUUGGCAGCUGCUGAUCUUGAUCGGAGCUGCUUUGGGCGUGGCACGGGCUAUGGCGGAAUCCGGCCUUGCCGCCGGUAUUUCGCGAGGCAUCAUAGCCACGGGCCUUCCUAACUGGUUGGCGCCCUCGCUGCUUUACCUCAUCGUCAUGGUUACCACCGAGAUGGUGACAAACAACGCCGCGGCAGCUUUGGGGGUCCCUUUGGCGAUCGACUUGGCGGAGAAGAUGGGUUUGGACUCCCCGCACCCAUUGGUCAUGGUGGUCAUGAUUGCCGCAUCCACAUCUUUUGCCAGCCCGAUUGGCUAUGCAACAAACCUCAUCGUCAUGGGGCCAGGGGGUUACUCGUUUCUUGACUUUCUGAGGUUGGGUGGUCUCCUGGACUUGUUCUGGUUGGUCGGAGUAAGCUGUCUUUUGCCGUGGCUGUGGCCCAUGGCCCCGCUCGCAGCCGCAUGA